UUUUUCACUGGAAUAAAAUUCCAUUUCAUAAAAUCCCCUAAAAAAAAAUCAGACCUGCGUUCUAACCCCCUUUCUCCUCAGAUCUCUCUCCCUUUGUUCGCUUUUGCGGGUCCAAGGGUUUCGGUGCUGCUAGAUCUCUCUCAGCGAUUCGAAUCCCUCUCCGGGUUCGAACGCUCUCUCUCUCUCUCUCUCUCUCUCUCCGCGGUGGACUCACACUUCACGGCUGCAUCGCAUCCGUAGAUCCAAGCCGCCGAUUCCGAGCCGUCGAUCUGCUCCGCAGCCAUGGCGGCCGCGAACGCUCCGAUCACCAUGAAGGAGGCCCUAACGCUUCCGAGCGUUGGGAUUAAUCCGCAAUUCAUAACGUUUACACAUGUUACUAUGGAAUCCGAUAAGUACAUAUGCGUUCGGGAGACUUCGCCUCAGAACAGUAUUGUUAUUAUCGAUAUGAGUAUGCCGAUGCAACCUCUGAGGAGGCCUAUCACUGCGGACUCUGCGCUUAUGAAUCCGAAUUCCAAAAUUCUUGCCUUGAAAGCUGGAGUCCAAGGUACUACUCAGGAUCACCUUCAAAUAUUUAACAUCGAGAUGAAAGCAAAACUGAAAUCACAUCUUAUGCCGGAGCAGAUUGUUUUCUGGAAGUGGAUAACCCCAAAGAUGUUAGGUUUAGUCACUCAGACUACAGUAUACCACUGGUCAAUUGAAGGUGAAUCUGAACCUGUAAAGGUGUUUGAGCGAACAGCUAAUCUGGCUAACAAUCAGAUUAUAAAUUACCGCUGUGAUCCUUCCGAGAAGUGGUUGGUUUUGAUUGGAAUUGCUCCUGGUGCACCAGAGAGGCCACAAUUGGUGAAAGGAAAUUUGCAACUCUUCUCUGUGGAUCAGCAGCGCAGUCAAGCUCUUGAAGCACAUGCUGCAUCAUUUGCCCAAUACAAGGUUCCAGGGAAUGAGAAUCCUUCAACUCUUAUUUCUUUUGCCACUAAGACCCUCAAUGCUGGACAGAUUACAUCAAAGUUGCAUGUUAUUGAGCUCGGUGCCCAGCCAGGGAAACCAUCUUUUACGAAGAAACAAGCAGAUCUUUUCUUUCCUCCAGAUUUUAAUGAUGAUUUCCCAGUCGCCAUGCAGAUGUCUCACAAGUACAGCUUGAUUUAUGUAAUUACAAAGCUUGGGCUACUAUUUGUGUAUGAUUUAGAGACAGCUAGUGCCGUUUACAGAAAUAGAAUUAGUCCGGAUCCAAUUUUCUUGACAACGGAGGCUUCAUCUGUUGGAGGGUUUUAUGCGGUUAAUAGGCGGGGCCAGGUGUUGUUGGCUACAAUUAAUGAGCAAACAAUUGUGCCUUUUGUCAGCGGCCAGCUAAACAAUUUGGAGCUUGCUGUCAAUCUGGCUAAAAGAGGAAAUCUUCCAGGUGCUGAGAAUCUGGUUGUCCAGCGUUUUCAAGAACUGUUUGCCCAAACAAAGUACAAAGAAGCUGCUGAGCUUGCUGCGGAGUCCCCACAAGGAAUUCUCCGCACACCUGAUACUGUUGCUAAAUUUCAGAGUGUUCCUGUCCAAGCUGGGCAAACACCACCUUUGUUGCAGUACUUUGGGACACUCUUGACAAGAGGGAAGCUCAAUGCAUUUGAAUCAUUGGAAUUGUCACGUCUUGUAGUGAACCAGAAUAAGAAGAACCUUUUGGAGAACUGGUUGGCCGAGGACAAACUCGAAUGCAGUGAGGAACUGGGAGAUCUUGUGAAGACUGUGGAUAAUGAUCUGGCUUUGAAAAUAUAUAUUAAAGCCAGAGCAACUCCCAAAGUUGUUGCAGCUUUUGCUGAGCGAAGGGAGUUUGACAAAAUACUGAUCUACUCAAAGCAGGUUGGCUACACACCUGACUAUCUGUUCCUUUUGCAAACAAUUCUUCGAGCAGAUCCUCAGGGUGCUGUUAAUUUUGCAUUAAUGAUGUCUCAAAUGGAAGGUGGUUGUCCAGUUGAUUACAACACUAUAACAGAUCUCUUCCUUCAGAGGAACCUUAUUCGUGAGGCAACCGCCUUUCUAUUGGAUGUUUUAAAGCCAAAUCUUCCAGAGCAUGCAUUCCUGCAAACAAAGGUCCUUGAAAUCAAUUUAGUGACCUUUCCUAAUGUGGCUGAUGCUAUUUUAGCCAAUGGAAUGUUCAGUCAUUAUGACCGUCCUCGUAUUGCCCAGCUAUGCGAAAAAGCUGGUCUUUAUGUGCGAGCUUUGCAAGUAAGAUGUGUUGCAAAUUCCUUUUCUUUUAAUUGUCCUCUAUUUCUAAUAGUAACAUUUGUGCUAAACAUUUUGCUUCUGUUGCAGCAUUACUCAGAGUUGCCUGAUAUUAAACGUGUCAUAGUGAAUACACAUGCAAUAGAGCCACAGUCACUUGUGGAGUUUUUUGGCACUCUGUCGAAAGAAUGGGCAUUGGAGUGCAUGAAAGAUCUUUUAUUGGUCAACUUAAGAGGAAACCUUCAGAUCAUUGUGCAGGUUGCUAAGGAAUAUUCUGAGCAGUUGGGUGUUGAUCAAUGCAUGAAGCUCUUUGAACAGUUCAAGUCAUAUGAAGGGUUGUACUUCUUCCUUGGUUCGUUUUUGAGCUCAAGUGAGGAUCCUGAUAUCCACUUCAAGUACAUUGAGGCAGCUGCUAAAACUGGACAAAUCAAGGAGGUGGAGCGAGUUACAAGAGAAUCAAACUUCUAUGAUGCUGAGAAGACAAAGAACUUCUUAAUGGAAGCUAAGCUCCCCGAUGCGCGUCCAUUAAUUAAUGUUUGCGAUCGUUUUGGAUUUGUUCCAGAUCUCACCCACUACUUGUACACGAACAAUAUGCUUCGUUACAUUGAAGGUUACGUUCAAAAGGUGAACCCUGGGAAUGCUCCAUUAGUUGUGGGACAGUUGUUAGAUGAUGAGUGCCCUGAAGAUUUUAUCAAAGGCUUGAUUCUUUCUGUUCGUUCAUUGCUUCCAGUGGAGCCCCUUGUGGAGGAAUGUGAGAAGAGGAAUCGCCUUCGUUUACUCACACAGUUCUUGGAGCAUCUUGUGAGUGAGGGAAGCCAAGAUGUACAUGUGCACAAUGCUUUGGGUAAAAUCAUCAUUGAUAGUGGCAAUAAUCCAGAGCACUUCCUUACCACAAACCCAUAUUAUGAUUCACGUGUUGUUGGUAAAUAUUGUGAGAAACGUGAUCCUACCCUAGCUGUUGUUGCUUACCGCCGUGGACAAUGUGACGAUGAACUUAUUAAUGUCACAAAUAAGAACUCAUUGUUCAAAUUGCAAGCAAGGUAUGUGGUUGAGAGGAUGGAUGAAGAUCUUUGGGGGAAAGUUCUUGACCCUGAGAAUGAGUACAGAAGACAGCUUAUUGAUCAAGUUGUUUCUACUGCCUUGCCCGAGAGCAAGAGCCCGGAGCAAGUUUCUGCGUCUGUUAAGGCUUUCAUGACUGCUGAUUUGCCUCACGAAUUAAUUGAGCUUCUUGAAAAGAUUGUGCUUCAAAACUCUGCCUUCAGUGGAAACUUUAAUCUGCAAAACCUGCUAAUUUUGACAGCCAUCAAGGCAGAUCCGUCUAGAGUUAUGGAUUAUAUUAAUAGGCUAGAUAAUUUUGAUGGACCUGCAGUUGGGGAAGUAGCUGUGGAAGCUCAAUUGUAUGAGGAAGCAUUUGCAAUCUUCAAGAAGUUUAACUUGAAUGUCCAAGCUGUUAAUGUCUUGUUGGAUAACAUCCGAAGCAUUGAUAGGGCUGUGGAGUUUGCCUUCCGUGUGGAGGAAGAUGCUGUUUGGAGCCAGGUUGCAAAGGCUCAACUUCGGGAGGGUCUAGUGAGCGAUGCUAUUGAAUCAUUUAUCCGUGCGGAUGAUGCCACCCAAUUCUUGGAUGUUAUUCGUGCUUCUGAGGAUGCAGAUGUGUACCAUGACUUGGUGAAGUACCUUCUAAUGGUUAGGCAGAAGGUCAGAGAACCCAAGGUGGACAGUGAGCUCAUUUAUGCAUAUGCAAAGAUUGAUAGGCUUGCUGACAUCGAAGAAUUUAUUCUUAUGCCAAAUGUCGCUAAUCUCCAAAAUGUUGGUGAUCGCCUAUAUGAUGAGGCUCUCUAUGAAGCUGCAAAGAUAAUAUAUGCCUUCAUAUCUAACUGGGCCAAGUUGGCUGUCACACUUGUGAAGCUCAAACAAUUUCAAGGUGCUGUUGAUGCAGCACGAAAAGCUAACAGUUCAAAGACAUGGAAGGAGGUUUGCUUUGCUUGUGUUGAUGCUGAGGAGUUCCGCUUAGCUCAGAUUUGUGGUCUCAACAUCAUUAUACAGGUGGAUGAUUUGGAAGAGGUCAGUGAAUACUACCAGAAUAGAGGAUGCUUCAAUGAGCUUAUAUCUCUAAUGGAGAGUGGUCUUGGGUUAGAGCGUGCUCACAUGGGAAUCUUUACUGAGUUGGGGGUUCUAUAUGCUAGAUAUCGUCCAGAGAAACUUAUGGAGCACAUCAAAUUGUUCGCAAAUCGUCUAAAUAUCCCCAAGCUUAUAAGAGCAUGUGAUGAGCAGCAACAUUGGAAGGAGCUGACCUAUCUGUAUAUUCAAUAUGAUGAGUUUGAUAAUGCUGCAACUACCAUCAUGAAUCAUUCCCCUGAAGCCUGGGAUCACAUGCAGUUCAAAGAUGUGGCAGUUAAAGUUGCUAACGUGGAGCUAUAUUACAAGGCUGUGCACUUCUACUUGAAAGAGCACCCGGAUCUCAUUAACGAUCUUCUAAAUGUGCUCGCGCUUCGUGUAGAUCACACACGUGUUGUUGACAUCAUGCGGAAGGCUGGUCACCUGCUUCUUGUGAAGCCAUACAUGGUUGCAGUUCAGAGCAACAAUGUCUCUGCUGUGAACGAGGCUUUGAAUGAGAUUUAUGUUGAGGAGGAAGACUAUGAAAGAUUGCGCGAAUCAAUUGAUUUGCAUGAUAGCUUUGACCAAAUAGGCCUCGCUCAAAAGAUUGAGAAACAUGAGCUUCUGGAAAUGAGACGCGUUGCUGCUUAUAUUUACAAGAAAGCUGGAAGGUGGAAGCAGUCCAUUGGAUUGUCAAAGAAAGACAAACUUUACAAAGAUGCCAUGGAGACAGCCUCACAAUCUGGUGACCGUGAACUGGCCGAGGAGUUGCUUGUUUACUUCAUUGAACAGGGAAAGAAAGAAUGCUUUGCAUCGUGCCUCUUUGUCUGUUACGAUUUGAUAAGGCCGGACAUUGCCCUUGAACUUGCAUGGAUGAACAACAUGAUCGAUUUUGCUUUCCCAUAUCUGUUACAGUUUAUCCGUGAAUACACUGGCAAAGUUGAUGAACUGGUUAAAGACAAAAUUGAAGCACAAAAGGAGAUCAAGGCUAAAGAACAAGAAGAUAAAGAAGUUAUUGCACAGCAGAACAUGUAUGCUCAGUUGCUGCCUCUUGCUUUGCCUGCACCACCAAUCCCUGGUAUGAGCGGGGGUAUGGGAGGAGGGUAUGCUCCACCGCCACCUAUGGGAGGAAUGCCACCGAUGGGCAUGCCGCCUUAUGGCAUGCCACCAAUGGGCAGCAGCUACUGAGGCAUGUUGAACUAUCCCUUCGGAGUUCGAUGUUUGAUUUUGAUGUUUUAGUCAGUAGGGCAACCUAUUUGAUAGAACUUACCAUUUAGUGUAAUUUUAUGAGGUUCACGAGCCCGUCACAUGGUUUUAUUUUGUUCUUCUGUUGUUUUAUUAUGGGUUGGAAAGGGUGCAGCUUAAAUAAUUGUGUCAUAGGUUGUGUGGAUAUGUUCUGUUGUCUUGUAAUAUUCUUUUGUAGCAGAGGCAUUUUUGUUUUGGCUGGUGGUUGAGGGCGAGCUUAGAAUUUUCUCCUCUGUAUUAUUUGUUCUGGUUUUUCGAACCUGCCCGAGUCCGAGUAUAAUACAAAACAGUACACUCAUCAUUUUGGUAUUGUGCUUUUGUUCCA
Molecule: messenger RNA, 5869 nt
Organism: Malus domestica (apple)
Lineage: Eukaryota; Viridiplantae; Streptophyta; Magnoliopsida; Rosales; Rosaceae
Product: clathrin heavy chain 2-like
Biological process (GO): intracellular protein transport; receptor-mediated endocytosis
Cellular component (GO): Golgi apparatus; clathrin complex; plasmodesma
Molecular function (GO): clathrin light chain binding; structural molecule activity
Source: RefSeq, a predicted model, not a curated record